Solenopsis invicta (red fire ant) is the source of this 6512-nucleotide messenger RNA. It is a transcript of the gene Pi4KIIIalpha, whose product is annotated as phosphatidylinositol 4-kinase alpha. Gene Ontology annotation, biological process: phosphatidylinositol phosphate biosynthetic process; phosphatidylinositol-mediated signaling. Gene Ontology annotation, cellular component: cytoplasm; plasma membrane. The record is from RefSeq and is a predicted model, not a curated record. The transcript is spliced from 23 exons. NCBI's taxonomy places the organism in Eukaryota, Metazoa, Arthropoda, Insecta, Hymenoptera, Formicidae. Bases 135 to 6512 code for a protein of 2125 amino acids. Gene Ontology annotation, molecular function: 1-phosphatidylinositol 4-kinase activity.
UGCAACUUACGAACUUAUUCUAGCAGACGACGUUACUGACGUGACAGUUGUCACGAGUGAACUCCGAGACCCGAGUUGUUCCGAGUUAUUCAGAACCGAGUCAGUGGUGAUCGGUAGUGUCGGUCGGUUGCAAGAUGAUGGCGGACGAGAGGUUGUUUUUCUCGAACGCCGUCCAACAAUUGGCAAGAUGUUUGGCCGCUAUCAAGCCCACGCCGUGGGAAAAGGUAGCCAAACUUUACAAGUUAUGUCCACAAGAUUCCGCUCAGGGUGUAUAUCGUUUGGAUCAGAGGGGUCAGGAUGCGACCAUUGCAUUAGGAAUUUACUUUUUGGAGUCCGGUCUGCAGCACCGAGAUAAAAUUUUGCCGUAUUUAUUGAGAUUAUUGCGUGGUCUUCCAAAGGCGGUAUGGCGAGACGAGGUGAAAUGUUCACUUGCCGAACGGGUCCCGGUCGCGGAGCGCUUCAGCUUCUGUUUGAACACAUUGCUGAGCGACGUAGCAGCCAGAUGCGAACCGGCACGAGAGGAAAUUAUCUCGACACAGGUUGAGAUACUUGCUGUCCUUACCAAUCUGAUACGCGGGUACAAGGAUCAGAAUAGUAAUAGAGGCUUGCAGGCAAAGAUAUCACUAUGCAAGUGUCUGGUUCCGGUGCUGAUUGGUCUGGCAAGAUCGAUGGGUCGCUUCUCGUGUACGGAUCCGCCGUUGCUCUGCCGCAUCUUUCCACGGCGGGAGACACCCUCACCGGCGAGCAGUACGGAAAAUCGUUUUAUGCCCGACAAGAAGCAGCACAGCUUCUCAAAUUUUAGGCCUAUCAUCCCGCGCUCUCUGAGCGGCAACUUUAAUUCUUGCCUCGAUAAUGCGUUUCCGGGUUACGAAAGUCACGAUUAUCAUUGUGGCAAGAGGCCGUCGCUACAGUCCUUCCUGUCGGUGCCGUACGACCCAACGACGUAUUUCUUCAGCCGUUAUGGAUCGAGUUUCAAUCAGUUCCCACAGAUGCGUUGCAAUGAGAGCCCUGAAAGAAGGGCCGGGAUGCAAUUUACUGUAGUGCAUUUGCAGAGUGUGCUAGCUUUGGCCAAAAAAUUACUUACUAAGGAUAUCCUGACGUUUCUAGACGAAGAAGCGCAACAAGUAUACAGUUCUGGCCAGGUACAGAUUUUCCCAUAUCGUACGUUCAGCGAGACAAUGAAUCUAGUAAUGGUGGCUCUGUUGCGCGAGCUACUGCAAAAUCAGCGUGAUUUACCAGCCCCGUUCACAAGGGACGUGCAGGAGUUCGUGAAGGGUCUGUUUCUCUCAGGUCAGACGGAACUGCAAUCGCGGCAACAUGACGCGAGCGAGCGUGAGGACAUCGACACGAAUUUCCGGACCGUGAAUCGCUUCAAGGUGAACGUAAUGGCCAAUUCCGCGUGCGUGGAUCUACUGGUCUGGGCGAUCGGUGACGAGACAGUAUCUGGCGAAUAUGAUUUGUCCGCGCUGUUUGCAGAUAUCAGUUCAAUGCUGAUCGGCAAGGGUGCGGAUAGUUUAUGCGGACGACUCGUAGAGAAGAUUAAUUCCAAUCACGGACCCAAACUCGUCCUGGCGCAUAUGCCGUUGCUGAUGGUUUGUCUCGAGGGAUUAGGAAAAUUAGCGCAGAAAUUUCCCAACAUAGCCAGCACGUCCAUAUACUACUUGCGAGACUUCCUCAUAGCACCGUCGCCAAUUCUUUUGAAGCUGUAUCGACAGCACAGCGAAUAUUCCAUGAAGGAACAUCAAUUUAAAGUGCUGGUUCAAGGGAAGGAGAUAAGCGACACGAAACAGACGACGUCAUCGGUGCACACGGCGUUUGAGAAACUUCGCGAUGCUGCAAUCGGCAAUCUCUGCAUCGCUCUGGAAGCCGCGCAUUCCGUGAAUCCGGACUGCGUUCCGGCGCUCGUGGCCAGCGUCUCGAAUAGAUUAUACACCGCGGACAUAUCCGACGGCGAGAGCGACGAGAAGUUGAAGAACGAAGUGGUGUCGAAGAACAUUGUGAUUAUGUUGGGCCACGUCGCCGUGGCGCUAAAGGACACCCCGAAAACGAUGCGUACGAUCUUCCCGUUUUUCCAGCAGCUCUUCUGCCGCACCCCCAGCGAUCUCGAUUUCCUCAUAGUAGAUCAGUUGGGCUGCAUGAUCAUUGCCAAGUGCGAACCAAAGAUUUAUGAAGGGAUAAUGCAAAUGUUUUCCAUGUCGUUGGGAUCAAGUACAGCAACGUAUGCCGCGAACGACGACCGCAAACAGUACUGCCAUGUUUCCAAGGCGGUAACAAACGCUCUGGCGAACAUAGCAGCGAAUCUGCAGGGCGAGUCGGAGUUGGACGACCUGUUGCUACAUCUUUUAGAAUUGUUCGUACAGUUGGGCCUCGAGGGUAAACGCGCCAGCGAUAAGAUGCCGAAUAGUAUCGCUGCGACGAGAGCAGCUAGUAGCGCUGGCAAUUUAGGAGUGCUCAUCCCUGUGAUUGCAAUAUUGGUGCGACGUCUACCGCCGAUCAGACAUCCGCACAAACGACUUCUGAAACUGUUUAAGGACUUUUGGUUGUAUUGUGUCAUAAUGGGUUUUGCUACGGAUCAUUCGAGAUUGUGGCCGCCUGAGUGGUACGAGGGUGUCAAAGAGAUCGCCGUCAAGUCACCUUAUCUUAUUUCUCAGACCAGCGCUCGUCUUGAGAUGCGAGAAUUGCAGUAUACAUCAGCGGUGCGCAACGAUAGUGUCUCACUGAACGAGUUACAAGAGCUGCGGAGUCAAGUAUUGAAGAUAAGCACCCGUACAAACGACAUAUCAGCAUACGUGACCAAACUACAGUUCGCGCAGUGCACAUACUUGCUUUCCGUUUAUUGGUCAGAGACCUUACGAGUGGCAAACAGUCCUGAACCCAGUCUGCAACCGAUAAUGGAGUACCUGUGCGAUACUGAUUUACAGAAGGAUAAGAGCGGCAUGUGGCAAUGCAUAUGCUGUGUAGCAGAUUCCGUGUUUGCGAAAUUUAAGGAUGUGAUGCAACGCAAACCGAAGGACGAGCAACGUGAGAAGGAACUCGAGAAUCACGCGCAAUUUCUGCUGGUGCAUUUCAAUCACGUGCACAAGCAAAUUAGGCGAGUGGCGGACAAAUACCUCAGUGCUUUAGUGGACGCCUUUCCGCAUCUGUUAUGGAACUGCAAAGUUCUUUGGAGUAUGUUGGAUAUAUUGCAGAUUUUAUCGUACUCGUUACAAUUGGAUCCAAAUGAAGAAACUCCUAGUUUAAGAAUACCUGGCACACCAUACAGCAUCGAGCUGAUGAAUACUCUCGAAGCGAGAGAAAUUAUCGUAAAAGAUUUUACCGCGAGAUGCAAAGGUAUUGUGCAAGAAGCCAUGAAAUGGGCACCGCAAGCUACCAGAUCGCACUUACAAGAAUACAUCAAUCAAAUACCGUCUUCUGGCAUGCGACAUCACUCCGGUUUAUCGCUAGCUAUUGACUCGGUUCUCGAAUUUGUGGACACCGCAAUUCCUACAGUAGUUCCAGCAAAUACGAAUUCAUUGGACAAGAGGCCACGCUGCCCAAAAGGCGCGAGUUCAUGGCUGCUAUCGAUGAUGUCUACGAGAUCGUGGCACGCCGGUGAAGUAGCGGGUAUGCUCGCCCUUGCGCGCACCGAAUCGCCAACCACGGAGAUGUCUCUGGAAGAGUGCAGAGACAAAGUCGUCGAGAGAUUGAUUGAAGCCGUUCGCCGCGCUUGUCAGGAUCGCGACGAUACCACUCAUCGCGGAGCUCUUUGGCGUGCUACCGCUCUCUUAAUAUCCAUGCCUGGUAUACAUAGGCGAUUAUUACACAUAGUCGCGUGCUCGCAAGUAGAACUGUUCACGACCGCAGCCAUGACCACGGCAGUCGAGUGCUGGCAAUGGAUCUUAACCGUACGACCAGAUUUGAAGUUGCGAUUCUUGCAAGAGAUGUUACUUGCGUGGCAGUAUACCGUCGACAAGAGGAUGGGCUUGUUCGCGCCGAACGAAGAGGAAGUUAGUCCUCUCGCGGUCUAUGAGGGCUGCAAGCUCGGGCCUAAUCCGUCGCAAAUAAAGCCGCACGAUAUCUGGGUGACUUUUAUAGUAGAGCUAGUCGAGACGGCCAAGUAUUGUUGCCAGGAGACGGUCGAUAUGAUCGCCCUACUCCUGCACCGCUCGUUACCCAUGACCGUUGGUGCGUCUGGCGAAGAACCCGGUAUCACUCGACACGUGGCCGCAGUUGGCGUACGUUUUAAACUUCUUUCAUGCGGCUUGGUACUGCUGCAAGGUGAUGUUUUACCCAGAACUUUAAGUAAGAACGUCCUGCGAGAACGGGUUUAUUCCAAUUGUCUGGAUUACUUCUGCCGAGAACGUCAGUUGCCGACUCAAGAGAUUGACCAGCUCACAGAAGACAUAGUUACGUUGAUACGCUUUUGGCAGGUAAUGCACAGCGACAAAAAGUACUUAAUGAUGACAGGAGCCGAUAACGAAUUUGAGAUAGUGACAUCACAAACUUAUACAACGAUGAUGGUUCCGAGCGAGACAAUCGGUUCAUUAGCCGCCACGCUAGCUCCCACGCCGAACGAGUUCUCGAAAUCGCCUAGCAACGUGUGGAUGAGCACCAUGCCUAUGUCGACCAGCACCAAUACGUUGAGCAAACGUAGCAAUCGCAGCAAACGAAUCGUAAAUGCCAACGUUCUCGUGAAAGAUUAUAUCAAGAAGAGAAAUUUGAUUCUCGAGUUGUUAGCAGUUGAAAUUGAAAUGUUACUGGUUUGGCGUAAUCCCAGCGGAAGACCGGAACUCGCGUUGCAAGGAGAGGGAAGUAUCGCAGACUGGCGAGCCAAGGGCAUGAACGAUCGUUGGCGAGAGUACACGCGGCUCGCGUGGGAGAUUAGUCCCGUUCUGGCUACCUUUAUGCCGGUACGAUUAAAGAAUCACGAAGUCAUUAUCAAGGAGAUCUGUGGCCUGGUACGCCUCAAACCCGUACCAGUCAUGCAUCUAUCAGAGGCAUUACAGUAUCUCGUUACGACAGACACGCUUCUCAACGAUGUACCUGAAUUAGUUUAUAUGUUAACAUGGGCAAGGGUGUCUCCAAUUCAAGCACUAGCAUUCUUCUCUCGACAAUUCCCACAUCAUCCUAUCUCGGCGCAAUACGCGGUGCAUGUGUUGGAUAGCUAUCCUGCUGACGCUGUUCUUUUCUAUAUACCUCAGCUAGUGCAAGCUGUCCGUCACGACUCGAUGGGCUACGUAAUCGAAUUUAUUAAGAAGAUUGCUAAACGAUCACAGGUAGUGGCGCAUCAGUUGAUAUGGAACAUGCACACUAAUGUAUACAUGGACGAGGAUAAGCAGAUAAAAGAUCCAGUGCUAUACGAUAUCCUGGAUUCGUUGACAAAGAAUAUUCUAAACGCCCUGUCCGGCCCAGCGAAACAAUUCUAUGAAAGGGAGUUCGACUUUUUCGAAAAGAUCACCAACAUCUCAGGUGAAAUCAGACCAUAUCCCAAAGGGCCGGAACGCAAAGCCGCCUGCUUAGAAGCUUUAGCAAGGGUUAAAGUACAACCCGGUUGCUAUUUACCAUCAAAUCCCGAGGCGAUGGUCAUCGAUAUAGAUUACCAAAGCGGUACUCCCAUGCAAAGCGCUGCUAAAGCACCAUUCUUAGCGCGUUUCAAAGUACAAAGAUAUGGCAUACACGAACUCGAGAAUAUCGCAUUAGCGGUGUCGACCAACGGGAAAGUCGAGAGUAAGAAAGAAGCGGAUGAGCAGACGUGGCAGGCCGCUAUUUUCAAAGUCGGUGACGACGUCAGGCAAGAUAUGCUGGCCUUGCAAGUGAUCAGUAUCUUUAAAAACGUAUUCCAAAAAGUUGGGCUGAAUCUUUUCUUGUUUCCCUAUAGAGUAGUAGCUACAGCACCUGGGUGCGGCGUGAUAGAAUGUGUACCACACGCAACAUCGAGGGAUCAACUUGGCCGUACAACAGACAGUGACAUGUAUCAAUACUUCAUCACGCAACACGGCGACGAGACGACUAAGGAAUUCCAGAACGUUCGUCGCAAUUUUGUCAAAUCGAUGGCGGCAUACAGCGUGAUCACCUAUCUCCUGCAGAUAAAGGAUCGCCACAAUGGCAAUAUCAUGAUAGAUACCCAAGGCCAUAUCAUACACAUUGAUUUCGGCUUCAUGUUUGAGAGCUCGCCCGGUGGUAAUCUAGGCUUUGAGCCCGACAUCAAGCUCACCGACGAGAUGGUCCUCGUGAUGGGUGGCAAAAUGGAAGCCCCGCCGUUCCGUUGGUUCAUGGAACUGUGUGUGCAAGCCUUCCUCGCAGUCAGACCCUACCAGGAAGCCAUCAUCUCUCUCGUCUCUCUCAUGCUCGACACGGGGUUACCGUGUUUCCGCGGGCAGACCAUUAAACUCCUACGCAGCCGAUUCGUGCCGACCGCCACCGAUCGUGAAGCGGCGAUCUUCAUGAUUAAUAUAAUACGUAACAGCUACCUCAACUUCCGUACGAAAACUUACGAUAUGAUACAGUAUUAUCAGAAUCAAAUUCCCUAUUGA